GCUGCUCCGGGUCCCGAUACAAGAUGGCGGCGGAGGGGAGGGCGCGGCGGAGGCGGGACGUUAGCAGGAAGCGGAGCGCUCUCCGGUGCCCCCAGCCCCUGACCUCACACGCAGCGCCCGCCGCGGGCCAGGCGCGCCCCCGCCCGCUGUGAAGAUGCGGCCGCAGCCCCGCGCAGCGCACGGCGUGGCUGGAGAGGAGAGCGAGGCCCGCGACCCAACCCGCAAUUUGCAUGUGCUGAGAAAUGGCCAAUGAGAAUCACGGCAGCCCCGGGGAGGAAGCUUCUCUGAUGAGUCACUCACCUGGUACCUCUAACCAGAACCAGCCCAGCUCCCCGAAACCCAUCCGACUGGUGCAGGACCUGCCAGAUGAGCUGGUGCAGGCUGGCUGGGAGAAGUGCUGGAGCAAACGGGAGAAUCGCCCUUACUACUUCAACCGUUUCACCAACCAGUCACUGUGGGAGAUGCCUGUCCUGGGACAGCACGAUGUCAUUUCGGAUCCUCUGGGAUUGAAUGCUGCUCCAAUGCCUGCGGAAGGAGGAGUGUUGGAAACCACUCCGGAGAGCAAGCCAAGGAAGAGGAGACUCUCUGAGGAAGUUCAGCCCAGUGGUAACAGCGUGAAGAAAGCUAAGGUGGAUGUUCCAGGGACCCCUACUGCCCAGCCAGUCCCCAGUUCUCCCAGUAUUCCAGGAACCCCUAUUUUAAAGUUGUGUGGUAUUACACCCGAAGAUAAACAACAGGCAGCUCUUUUACGACCAACUGAAGUAUACUGGGACCUGGAUAUCCAAACAAAUGCAGUGAUUAAGCAGAGGGCACCCUCUGAAGUGCUGCCUCUGCACCCCGAGGUGGAGCUGCUUCGAUCCCAGCUCAUACUGAAGCUGCGGCAGCAUUACCGGGAGCUCUGCCAGCAGCGAGAGGGGAUUGACCCUCCACGGGAAUCAUUUAAUCGCUGGAUGUUGGAGCGGAAGGUAGUGGAUAAAGGGACAGACCCUCUGUUACCAAGCAACUGUGAGCCAGUAGUCUCUCCUUCCAUGUUCAGAGAAAUCAUGAAUGACAUUCCCAUCAGAUUAUCCCGAAUCAAGUUCCGUGAGGAAGCCAAGCGACUGCUAUUCAAAUAUGCCGAGGCUGCGAAACGGCUUAUUGAAUCCAGGAGUGCAUCACCAGACAGUAGGAAAGUUGUGAAAUGGAAUGUGGAGGACACCUUCAGCUGGCUGCGACGGGACCAUUCAGCCUCUAAGGAGGACUACAUGGACCGCCUAGAGCACUUACGUAAGCAAUGUGGGCCCCAUGUGUCUGCUGCAGCCAAGGACUCUGUUGAAGGCAUCUGCAGUAAGAUUUACCACAUAUCGCUCGAGUAUGUCAAGCGGAUCCGGGAAAAGCAUCUUGCCAUCCUCAAGGAGCACAAUAUAUCUGCCGAGGUAGAAGCACCAGAGGUCCAGGACCGGCUUGUAUACUGUUACCCAGUGAGACUGGCCAUCCCUUCCCCACCAGUCCCCAAUGUAGAAAUGCACGUGGAGAACAAUGUGGCAUGUGUUCGGUACAAGGGGGAGAUGGUGAAAGUGAGCCGCAACUACUUCAGCAAGCUGUGGCUUCUCUAUCGGUACAGUUGCAUUGACGACUCUGGCUGUGAGAGGUUUCUGCCCAGGGUUUGGUGCCUUCUCCGUAGAUAUCAGAUGAUGUUUGGUGUUGGUCUGUAUGAAGGAACUGGCCUGCAGGGGGCACUCCCGGUGCAUGUCUUUGAAGCCCUCCACAAGCUCUUUGGAGUGAGUUUUGAAUGCUUUGCCUCGCCCCUGAACUGCUAUUUUAAACAAUACUGUUCGGCCUUCCUGGACACAGAUGGGUAUUUUGGAUCCAGGGGCCCAUUCCUGGAUUUCUUCCCCAUAAGUGGCUCUUUUGAGGCAAAUCCUCCAUUCUGUGAGGAACUGAUGGAUGCCAUGGUCUCUCACUUUGAGAAACUGCUGGAGAGCUCCAAUGAGCCCCUCUCCUUCAUUGUCUUCAUCCCUGAGUGGAGGGACCCUCCGACACCAGCCCUGACCCGCAUGGAGCAAAGCAAGUUCAAGCGGCACCAGCUCAUCCUGCCAGCCUUCGAUCAUGAAUACCGCAGCGGGUCUCAGCAUAUCUGCAAAAAAGAGGAGAUGUACUACAAAGCCGUGCACAACACUGCUAUCAUCUUCCUACAAAACAACGCAGGCUUCACCAAGUGGGAGCCCACGCCAGAGCGGCUGCAGGAGCUCGUCACAGCCUAUAAGCACUCGGGACGGACCCUCAGUUCCACGGGUUCCUCCUCCACCUCCUCUUCCUCCUCCACUUCUUCCUCGACAGCAGAUAAAGAUCGGGAGACGGGCGGAGAGCAAAGCACCAGCCGGGAGACCAAUGCCAAUUAAUCUGCAGAGGGCAGUGUGCGGGGACAGACAGCAGGGGGCGAAGGUAACAGUGCUCCAGAGGAGGGGAGGUUUGAUGUGGCAGGUGGAGAGACUGCUGGCUGUGUAGUGCCAGGCCUGGGGGACUCUCUUCAGGCAGCUCCACACUGCUUGCUUUCCUCUGUAAACCUGCAAGGCCACUUUCCUCACCAGAGUCGAGGGAGAUUCCCUCGCCUUAUGCCCCGUGGGAAGAAGAUCGGCUGCUGCCCUAGACGAGGGGCAAAGAAGCCAAACGUCGCAGCCAUAGGAAGAGUCUGCAGCCCCUUCAAACACUAAAGCUCUGAGGAAGAGGCAGCUGGAGCUGGGACGGCUGCACGGAUGAAGGACGGACGGACGGACGGACUGACAGACAGAGCUGUGGCCUAGAAGAUCCCUGGCAGCUGGCUGAAGCCUGUCUUUUCCAAGAGAAAAGCCGGCAGAGGCCAGAGGCUCUUCCUGCUGGCCGGGCACAUAACCCAGCUUCGUGUCCGUAGUGUAAAUAGUUCUGUCCGUGGCGACCGUGCUCCCUGCAGGGUUUGUUUCCGUAGCAUCCAUGUUUCCUUUCCACAUGUGCGAGUUCCGUGUUUGCCGAAGCUGUUUACCGUAUACAAGAAAAGCAGAGAAAAGGAAUUUCUUUUUGUGUGUAAAAACGUCUUUGCAGCUGUUUUGUAGUCGUUGUGGUUUUUACCCAGAGCCCUCUGGGCUUUAUUUAACCUCCUUGGGUUUUGUUUUUUAAGGAUUAAUUUAACACCACUAACCGUUUUAUUACUUUUAUCAAAGAAAGCAAAGUAAAGUCUAUUUUUGAUUUUUGUUUCCUAGUUCUUAGGGACAUUAAAAACCAGCAUUACAGCUCCCCUUGGUGUCGGUGCUAUUCCUCAUCUGUGGGGCCGGGGACUGUCUGUGGGAGGCAGGGCCUGCCCUGCCCGCCCUCAGAUUCACUGCCUUCUCCUGUGCCCCUGGACUGGGUGAACUCUAGGAAAAUGAUCAUUUCUUACGGAAUUACACUUUGAAUCUGUUUAUCUGUAGGGUUUGUGGGUUGAGUUGGGCAGAGUUGUGUGCAGCAUUGCUAAAACACAGUAUAUCCAAAAUGUCUGGGAGUUAAAUAAAACUGGUCCAACGAUAAAUAGCAGAGACUGAGGCAUAGGCAAGGGAAAAGAGACCAUUUUGCUGAGAUUUAAAAUGGCACGUCAGUGAGAGGGAGAGAUGGUAGGCACUCUAAUACAUCGGCCAUAGGCUCCUUAGAGCCACGCCAGAGAGGGGCUUUCACUCCAGUAGUAGAAAGAAUGUUUCAGAGGACAUGGAGGGGGGAGGUAUCAGCGUUCUGUUAGUGAAGUCAAGAGUAGGGAAAAUUUGAACUGGCUCUUAGAAUAACGGGGGAAUCAGCUAAUGGUGCUGAGGAUUGUGGGUGACAUGAGCUCACUUCUUUGUAUUUGAGGAGAAAGGGGCAGAAGCACUCUGCAUAUGCUGGAAUCUGAGGUACUGGGACUUACAGAGGUCUUGGAAGAGGAAAUUGCUAUAGUUCAGGCAAGAGGAGGAGAGGCCUGAUACAGUGUAGUUGAGACCAUUGUGAAUGAGAUCAUGUUCAGCCAGGGUGCAAAUGUAGGUGAAGAUGAUGUCAGGACUGGAGACAGUGAUGGCAGCCAGAGACACAUGAGAGGGUGGAGCUUGGCUUGGGGAGGCACCUGCCCAAGAGCAGCUUUUUGGGGUUUGGGACAUUUAACUGAAAUGAUAUAAAGCCACAGAUAUGUUGGUCAGAGAGGCCUAGAGGGCAGUCCGGGAGGAUUUAUAGAUUGGUGGGGCCAUUGUGUUUAUCUGAUUUGAUUUUCUGUAUAAUCCUGCCUUUUCCUGCAUUAAACCCAUAACGGCUGGCUCA
Molecule: messenger RNA, 4269 nt
Organism: Emys orbicularis (European pond turtle)
Lineage: Eukaryota; Metazoa; Chordata; Testudines; Emydidae
Gene: PCIF1
Product: phosphorylated CTD interacting factor 1
Exons: 17
Coding region: 243-2381 (712 amino acids)
Cellular component (GO): nucleus
Molecular function (GO): RNA polymerase II C-terminal domain binding; mRNA (2'-O-methyladenosine-N6-)-methyltransferase activity
Source: RefSeq, a predicted model, not a curated record